This is a messenger RNA of Naegleria gruberi, 378 nucleotides long. RefSeq lists its product as uncharacterized. Lineage: Eukaryota; Heterolobosea; Eutetramitea; Acrasida; Naegleriidae. The transcript has 3 exons. The record is from RefSeq and is a predicted model, not a curated record. The coding region runs from base 1 to 378 and encodes 125 amino acids.
AUGGAAUCUCAACCACUCGCCUAUAACACCAGUGAUCAAUUGCCACCUAAUAGCACUGCCGAACCAAUUCUUAUUUUACUUCUUAAUUUCUUGUUUGCUGGUUUGGGACAUUUAGUGUUGGGUCAAUCCGGAAAGGGUAUUACCUAUAUUGUUAUUAAUUUCCUUCUCUUCUUCUUGAUUGUUUUAUUGAGUUUUGUCUUUAUUGGCAUUUGCAUCCUUCCACUUCAAAUUGUUUGGUGGGUGAUGGUUAUGGUUGAUGGAUAUGUCAUUGCUCAACGUUUGAAGGAAGGAAAGGCUGUAAGAAAGGGAGAAUGUGCUUUUUCUAUUACCAAGUUUGGAGUUUCCCUCUUUGAAAGUUCUGAAGUUUUUGUUCAAUAA